GAGUACAAUCUAUUCCAGGAUUCCGUGCGAGGAGUUCUGAACACAGCAUUGAUUAUCUCCGUGGCUACUGGGAGCCUGUUCAUGUACGCCGUUGGACCGUUUGUCAGCUACGCAGUUCUCCACUACAUCUUGGUCGGCCUCUGUAUAUUCUUCUUCUUCCUGUUUCCAUUGCUGCCAAACUCUCCUUACGCUCUAGUCAUGAACAACCAAACAGUUCGUGCAAGAGACACGCUUUCUUGGCUCAGGGAGAACAGGUCUCCGUCAUACGUAGAAAAUGAACUUCAGGCCAUACAGAAAUACAUAUCUGAGAACCAGACGAAUUCAGUUUCUGUUAUGGACUUGUUCACUCGCAAAGGAAACCGUCGUGCCCUGACGACCAUUUGUACUCUUCUCACCUUACAGCAGCUCUGUGGUGUAACCAUUGUGCUCUUCUACAUGCAGAACAUCUUUGAGAUGACUGGAGCAGAUCUUUCCAGUAGCACUUCUUCUUUGAUCCUGGGUCUUGUCAAAUUUGCCGCUGGGUUUGUGUGUCCUAUUGCUGUAAAGUCUUAUGGGUACAAGAAGCCCUUGAUAGUAUCUCUAUGUGGUACAACUUUAGGAAUGGGAGGUCUUGGAGUAUACUUUUGGCUAAAAUGUAACAAUUUUAAUGUCGAUUCUCUUAGUUGGCUACCAUUGCUCAGUUUGAUUAUCUAUGUUUUCUCUUACGUUAGUGGUUUUGGACCAAUUCCGUGGGCUUUAGCUGGAGAAAUAUUCCCAAGCAAUGUAAAACCAAUUGCAACCAUGAUUACUACAAUGACUAGUGCCUUCUUUGGAUUUUUAACCACUAAACUAUUUCCUUAUAUAAAUGCCCUCAUAGGACAGGAGUAUUUAUAUUUGGCAUGUACACUAUGUUGCUGUUUCACUCUUGGUUUUAGCUUAUUUGUAGUGCAAGACACCACAGGUAUGUCUUUCGCAGAAAUUCAGGAAUUGUUCACUGGAAAGAAGAAAAAAGACAUAUUACUGAAUCAAUCAAAAUAGGAAGUGUGCCGUUGACAGGAUGCAAUAUGGUCUGAAAGAAAACUCGACUGAAUUGAUUUUAUGAUGUCCAACAAGAUUUGUAAAUAGUGCACAAUUCUAAAAAUAUUUUUAUCCUUAUAAUUUUCUUCUAAACUGUUUUUAUUUUAUUCAUUCUAUUACUGACUUAAGCCUUGUUUAUAAAAACUCACUUUGAUCAAAAGUAGAAAAAAAUUGAAUUUUUAGAAGUGAAAGAAGAUAAUUAUUUAGAUUGGGUAGUUAUAUAUUUAGUGAACUCAAUAAAACUUGUUUUAAAAUAAUAAUUAUGGGAAGAUUAAAGAAGAGUAACACAAGAAUAAUGAUUUAUUAUGGUAUUUUUCAUUCAAUCACGCAUUACGGAAUCGUGUUGUGGAAUUUUAUGAUUUAAUUUUUAAAUCCAAAAAAAUUACAAAACUCAUAGCUUAUUCUUAAAACAGGGGUUUAUAUAAGCCAUUGUUCAAGAAGCUAAGUAUUUACUUUUCCUCCUUACAUAUAUUUCAUAUUGUGUACUUUUUAUAAAUCAAAUUUUCAAUUCUAUGUACAGAACCAGCAAGUACAUCCGAUUUUCUGAUACAUAAUCAACAAAUUGAAGAUCAUUAGAAGGAUCACGUUAUCCAUGAAAAAGAUUAAUAAUAACCUACCCCAAUACAUAAAAUCCAUAAGUAACACAAAUUCCUUUAAAUAAUCAGUAAAGACUAUUUGUGUGAUAAAGUAUGUUAUAGUAUUAUAAGUUUUUAAAUCAUAGCUGAAUUUUAAAUUAUAUUGUAGUUGUAUUGUAUUUUAUACAUUUUAGUCUAAAUGGGAUUAAGAAAACUUGAGAAUGUAACUAUUUUUUAUGUUUGCCAUGUGUGUAAGAUAAUGAUGAUGUGAAAACAUAAGUAAAGAAUUUUGAAUUAAAAUUUUCCGCUUUCUCA
Molecule: messenger RNA, 1946 nt
Organism: Homalodisca vitripennis (glassy-winged sharpshooter)
Lineage: Eukaryota; Metazoa; Arthropoda; Insecta; Hemiptera; Cicadellidae
Product: facilitated trehalose transporter Tret1-like
Exons: 4
Coding region: 82-1017 (311 amino acids)
Biological process (GO): transmembrane transport
Cellular component (GO): membrane
Molecular function (GO): transmembrane transporter activity
Source: RefSeq, a predicted model, not a curated record